CUCAUCUUUUCCUUUCUUCAGAUCCGAAGAAUUCUCUAUCUAAUCUCAUCUCCAUCUCCAUGGAUGGAGAGAAGCAGAAACAAAGAAAAACAAAAUAAACAAAAUCAAAAGAAAGAAGAAAACCAAGAAAAAUAAAAUGUCUACUACUACACAGCAAAGAUUCCCGCAAACAGGCUUUAGAAAGACAAUAAUAUGGAUCUUUGUCGUUCUUGGAAUGCUUUACAUUGUUUACUCAUCUCAUCUUCUUUUAAACAAAGAUCGCAAAUGUAUUAGUCAUGAAAAAGAUCUUGCAUUCCUUAACAACAUGACCACAUCAAUCCACAUCAAUGAGCAAGAACGACAGCAAGACACUUUAGACCCAAUUUUACUUCCUCAAAAGUCACAAACUUACAAUACAGAGCUCAAACAUAUCGUUUUUGGAAUAGCUGCAUCCGCCAAUCUAUGGGAAAAAAGAAAAGAAUAUGUCAAAAUUUGGUGGAGACCUAAAGAGACUAGAGGUAUAGUUUGGAUUGAUAAAAAGGUAAGAAGUAGAAGAAAUGAAGGAUUGCCUGAAAUAAGAGUUUCUGCAGAUACAUCAAAAUUUAAGUACUCUAAUAGACAAGGUGACAGAUCUGCAAUAAGGAUUUCAAGGGUUGUUUCUGAGACAUUAAGGCUUGGAUUAAAAGAUGUCAGGUGGUUUGUAAUGGGAGAUGAUGAUACAGUUUUUGUUGUUGAUAAUGUGGUUAGAAUUCUUUCUAAAUUUGAUCAUAGGCAAUUUUAUUAUAUUGGUAGCUCUUCUGAGAGUCAUCUUCAGAAUAUAUAUUUCUCUUAUGCUAUGGCUUACGGAGGGGGCGGAUUUGCGAUAAGUUUCCCUUUGGCUCAAGAGUUGGCCAAGAUGCAAGAUACUUGCAUUCAGAGAUAUCCUGGAUUGUAUGGAAGUGAUGAUAGAAUUCAGGCUUGUAUGGCUGAGAUAGGAGUGCCACUCACCAGGGAAGCAGGGUUUCAUCAGUACGAUGUAUAUGGAGACCUUUUAGGUCUUUUAGGAGCACAUCCUGUGACUCCAAUGGCAUCUCUACAUCACCUUGAUGUGGUAGAACCAGUGUUUCCUGGUAUGACUAGAGCUAAAGCUAUACAACACCUAUUUGAAUCUGUCAAGCUCGACUCAGCUAGCAUAAUGCAGCAAUCCAUCUGCUACGAUACCAAAAGGUACUGGUCAAUCUCAGUGUCUUGGGGAUUUGUUGUUCAAAUAUGGAGAGGAGUGGUUUCUCCUAGAGAGCUUGAGAUGCCAACAAGAACAUUUCUUAAUUGGUACCGAAAAGCUGAUUAUACUGCAUAUGCAUUCAACACAAGGCCUGUAACAAAGCACCCGUGUUUGAAGCCUUUUGUUUUUUACAUGACCACUUCUAAGUAUGAUCGAGCUAGGAAACAAACAGUCGGAGUCUACUCUCGCCACAGAGCUCGUCCUCCUUUUUGCCGGUGGAGGAUGGCAUCUCCAGAAAAAAUUAACUCUAUUGUAGUAUUGAAGAGGCCAGAUAUUAAUCGGUGGCAGCAGUCACCAAGAAGGGAUUGCUGCAGAGUUCUGCCAACGAACAGACCCUCAACUAUGUACUUAUGGGUGGGCAAUUGCCGAGACGGUGAGAUUAGUGGUUUAUAAUAGCAGUGAGGAACCUAUACUUCAUCUUUCCCAAAGAUUGCCCAAUGCAUUCAAGAAUAAAUAUCAAAUCAAGGGUAUCAAUGGAAAUAGAACUCAGAACAUCAAUUUUUAUAUCAGAUUUUCAAUUCACAUCACCGAGUAGAAAAUUUACCUACAAAUUUUCAUUCUUUGAUCUAUUCCAUCUAUGUAAAUUUGAUACAAGUUCACCAGCAAUCCUAGCUUUUGCUAAGAAAUUUUUAGAUGCUA
Messenger RNA from Jatropha curcas, 1879 nucleotides. RefSeq names its product transferring glycosyl group transferase (DUF604). Lineage: Eukaryota; Viridiplantae; Streptophyta; Magnoliopsida; Malpighiales; Euphorbiaceae. The record is from RefSeq and is a predicted model, not a curated record.